AGAUUUCUCUUUUCUAUUUUAAAACACUAUGAAAAUUACUUUAUUUAAAUGUAAUCUUACUUAAGAUUUGUCCAUGUGUAAUCCCGAUGGCCCUACCUUCUGUAUACCUUCUGUAUACGUUUAACCAACUUCCACACUAGACAUGGAUAAUGAGUUUGAUAAGCCCGCCAAAGGACCUGGUUUCAAGAUGUCAGAGGGAGAUUGGACUUGUGACGAAGAAGGAUGUGGCAAUAUAAAUUACGCUCGAAGAACAGAAUGUAACAGAUGUAAAGCCCCAAAACCUGUCGGCAAAUCUAAAGUGAAAGUUGGUGGUAUCCAAAUCGGGAAACAGUUGGCAGAGAAGAGCAAGGGACUGUUCUCGGCAGACGACUGGCAGUGUACCACUUGUGGGAAUGUUAACUGGGCUCGCAGAUCAGAUUGCAACAUCUGUCACGCCCCCAAGUUUGGUAAGAUAGAGGAGAGAACAGGAGCAGGAGGCGGGUUUAAUGAGAGAGGAGAGAUCGAGUACAAUGAUAAAGUUGAGAGUGAUGGCGAAUAUGACGACUUUGGUAGGAAGCGCAGAAGGAAGAGCUCUGCGACCACCCCCACCACUGCAGAGCUAUCAGAUCCUCUGCCCCCAGCCGCUGAGGAAGAAUCUGGGGAGGAGGAAGAUAUGUCCCGGUACGCUCUGGACGACAGCGAUGAGGAGGAGGAGGAAGGGGGUGAAAGUUCCUCUGAAGAUGAAGUAAAGAAAGCUAAGAUUAAACCUGCGUCAGCUGGUAGAAAGUCCUCUUCAAGAAGCCGAUCAAGAAGCCGAUCUGCGAAUGGGAAAAAGUCCCUGAGUAAGAGUGUCAGUCGAGAAAGGAGCACCGAAAAAUCACGAAGUAGAUCAAACAGCAGAAGCAAAACUAGCAGGAGCAAAACUAGCAGAAGCAAGACUAGCAGAAGCAAAACUAGCAGAAGCAAAACUAGCUCUCGCAGUAGAUCCCGGUCCAGGAAUCGCUCCAAGAAAACAAGUGGAUCCAAAUCCCGGGAACGAACCCGCAAGAUCAGUCGACACAGCACCCGUUCCCGCUCGGUAGAUCGGUCCCGAAAGAAGAGCAUGUCUCGUUCAAGAAACAGCUCCCGAAGAAGCAGCAAACGUCGCUCCUGCAGCCGUCCUAAAAGCAAGUCAAACAAACAAUCCCGGAGAAAUUCAAGCCGAGAAAACCGGCACCAGCGCAAAAGAAAACCUUCUUCAUCGUCCUCUAGCAGUAGUUCUAGCUCUGACGACAGCAGUCCGAAGAGACAAAAACGGGACAAGAAGAGACGGAGAAGCUCCAGCCGAUCUUCCUGACGGUUCGGUAUGGUAGGUGGUGCGAGUUACCUCGAACCACGGCAAUUCUUGCGUCCCUCGUUUUUAUGUCGGCUGAUCUUCAUUUAAUUCUGAAACAUUGAUGGAAAUAUUGUGUACAAAGUUUAAACCGUUAACCAUGUUCUAUUCUCAGGUUCUAAUCAGGUUUGAGUGGGAACCCCUUCUUUUGUGAAAUUGAAUGUUUUAAGCUGCUUUGCUUUGUUUUUUUCUUACUAUCAUCAAUCAUGCGACUAAUGCAUGAAUUUACAAAAUUUGCUGUCCAUUAUUUUUGACAUUUCAUCAAAAAUUCUGGUCCUCGCGAAGAUUUUCAAGUAUCGAAGCGAUGGUUAAAACCAUAAUGUUCAGGACAUUCAGGUAGUUGCCGUGUCUUGUGACAAAUGAGAAGACAAUAUCAUCUCCUACCAAAGGAAAAAGAGACUGAGAAUGUAAGAGGUCGAAUUUAUAUUCAAGUCCCUACUGAGGGUGUCAAAUCAUAUCAAAGAUCAAAAGAUCAGACACUUUCCAUGAUUUUCAGGAAGCUUUAAUAUAAUUGCGGCACAUUAGUGAUUCAACAUUUAAACUUAUCAUUUCACGCCAAAUAAUUUACUA
Molecule: messenger RNA, 1921 nt
Organism: Bolinopsis microptera
Lineage: Eukaryota; Metazoa; Ctenophora; Tentaculata; Lobata; Bolinopsidae
Product: zinc finger Ran-binding domain-containing protein 2-like
Exons: 6
Coding region: 143-1315 (390 amino acids)
Molecular function (GO): RNA binding; lipopolysaccharide binding
Source: RefSeq, a predicted model, not a curated record